AUGAAAAUCGCUGUUGUCUUUUUAGUGGUAGCUUUUAGCAGCUGCUUUGGUAAGUUUUUUGUAAACAUCUUUUUGAAUAUCUUUUUUUGGGGAUGGGUUGUAGACUGUUACAUUGGAAUUUAAAAGGACACUAUAUGCACCCAGACCACUUUAUCUCAUUUAAGUGGUCUGGGUGCAAUGUCCCUGUCCCACUGUAAAUCAUUGCAGUUUUCUAGAAACCACUUUGCAGCACUAAGACUGUCUACAGUGGCUGUCUAUCAGACAGCCACUGUAGGCGCUUCUGGGAUUCUAAUGGACUCUGAGUCCUUUAAUCUUCCAGCGUCCCUUAAACAUCCAGCGUCAGUGAAAACCCCAUAGGAAAGCAUUGAGUAAAUGCUUUCCUACGGGGAGGGUUCUAAUGUGCUUUAUGUCCCCAUGUCAGAAGACGUCGGAGGACGCACAGCACCGACCCAAUGCUGAGGAACAUCCGCACUGGGAUUGAGUGAGUAAAUAAAGGAGUUUUUUUUAACCCUUUAUGUGCCGGAGAGGAGGGCCAUGAGGGAGGGGGACUCUAUAGUGUUAGAAAAACAUAUUUGUAUUCCUAACACUAUAUAUUAUCUUUAAUGAAAUUAAACCGUGUUCUUUAUAUUUUAGCAAAUCCAAUUACAAGAAUUAUGGAUUUCCUUUUUAAAAUGACUAAAAACAUACAGGUACUUAAAAGAUGUAUGCACCAUUUUUAACCCCUUAAGGACACAUGACAUGUGUGACAUGUCAUGAUUACCUUUUAUUCCAGAAGUUUGGUCCUUAAGGGGUUAAGUAGUUAAACAGAACAAAGUUACAGGACAAUACUACAUUUCAAAAUAAUUAUUUCACAGAGUUAUUUACCAAACUGUAAAUUGACAGGAAUAGACCAGCAUUUUUUAAAAUUAUAAAGCAAAAUAUAGUACUGUAAAACUAGCAAGGUUGGGUUUUCAAAUUGAAUACUUGGGUCAAAAAAUGAAAUUCCCUCUUUAAUUCUCAACAUGUAGAGUUUAGUUAAUAACCCUGAAAGAUGCAAUAUACACAUUACAUUUUAGUUACCAAACAGUGAUGUGUGGUGAAUUUAUAAAACAAAUUGUCUAAUGUAGACCAAAAAAAUAGUCGAAUAAUAGAUUUUUUUUAUAAUACAGCCAGAGGUUUAUAAUUUAAUUUUCCAACCCAAUUGCCUUUUGAAUAAAUCCUGCUCAGCAUGUUUCGGAGCCACAUAUUGGCACCAAGUCACAAUACCCAGCUUGGUAUUGAUAACUUUCUAAUAAAAUACAUUUUACACUUCAAUAUCCAUAGAUACCAAAAACAUAUACAUUUAUUAAUUCUUGUUGGUGGACAGAAAAUUAAAAACAUUAUAACAGAACAAUAUAGUUCAAACUGCAAAAAAAUAAAUUAAUAAAAUGAAUUACAAUUAAUAACAUUUAUUAAUAAGUCACAUUAUGGCAUUUUUCCUAUGUGUAUAAUGUAUGCUAUCGUCCUCUUCAUAUAUUCAUAUAACACAGUUCACUAAAUAUCCCAGAAUCCUUUCAUAUAUGCUGGCAUUCUCCCAAAUUAAUUUAGAGUACCUUAUUGACCCCAUUUUCCAACUUUCCCCAUAUUGUCACAAUGAAAUAUUGCUAUAUAUAUAUAUAUAUAUAUAUAUAUAUAUAUAUAUAUAUACACACACACACACACACAUAAGCUCCUAUUUUUGUGUUUAUGUUUUUUUAACAAAAUAACAGGGAGCUUUUGUUUCCUGUACCCGGCCGGACUAACAGGAAGUGCACACACUGUGUGCACUUCCUGUUAGUCCGGCCGGGUACCGGAGACAGCUGCUCCCUGUACCCGUCGGACCAGCAUGCUGCAGGGCUCGGCCACGCUACUACAGAGGGAGUGACAGGAGGGAUCGCUGAGCACUUCCCUCCUGUCAGCCCCUCUCCUCAGGCUGCGCCCGGGCGGUGCGGUCCGCCCUCAUGGACGCACCGCCCGGGGAAAGCUGCAGCCGCCUGAGGCUCUCUACAGGAUUGUUCAAAAUAACAAUAUUUGUGUGUAAUUAAUUGAUUUGAUUUAUUUUCUUUUUAAUGUAGAUGCUGCCUCGGUUCCACAAACCAACUGUCUUCAACAAUUACUUCAGGUAUUUUAUUACUUGUAAUAGUAUGUUUCUAUACAGACCCAGAAAAGACACCAAAACAGUUAUAUAAUAAUGUGUCUAACAUAACAGUUUCAUUGAAAUGUUUGGUGUGUUAUGUAAAGUGAUAAUAUUAACAAAUUAAAUUAAAUAUAAAAUAAAUAGGAUUCAAUAAAGUAUUAGCCACAUUUUUGAAUAUGUGUGUUCUAUCUCUCCAUCUAUCUAUCUAUCCAUCUUCAUAUUACAGCGCUUUGUACAUCUUUAUUUUCUAAUUUGACGCUUCUUUUGCCUUGAUAUUUUCUUAGGAAGAUGCCCCCGUUCUUCUUCAAAUGUUGGGUGGCCUGAUCUGUGAUUAUAAACUUGCCCAGGUAUUUUCCAAAAUUAUUACUGUAGAAUCAGUUAACGUGAAGUUGUAUAUAAUUUGGAAAUUGAUUAGAGUUUGAGAUAAAAUAAGGUUAUUUGUACUUUUUGCACAACAAAGGAAACUGGUGUUAAAGAAGUAAACUCAUUUCAUUUUAGAUUUACAUAAUAAUAUGCAUAAUAUAAUUUUUCUAAUAUAUAAGAUUAGAUUAUUUUUUUUUAACCAAGUCCUUAAACAAAAAAUAGCAAUUAUUUGUUUAUAUAGUAAUAUGUGCUAAAUAAGUCAUUCAAUUUGUGGCACACACAUAGAAAUACAUAUUUUCUUCCUAUAGAUCUCUGUAUGAUAAACUAAAAUUUAGAGUUAGAUUAAAACAUUUCAUUAAUAUACUUUCAUUAUGCUAUCAAAUGUUAAUGUGUACAUUUUCAUUUAUUUCUUCUUUUUUAGGCUGAUCAAAAUGCAGCCAAGUUUCUUGCUUUUCUGCAGCAAGUAAAUGUUAUGCUUGUAAGUAUAAUUGUCACAAUUUACAUUUUAAUGCUGGUGACACCUUACAUUACUCCGGUUUUAGUUUUUGUUUUUUUUGUGAAUCUAAAUGUAUUGAGGUCACUUUCAUAAAACAAAGCAAAUCAAUUAUCUACCAGGUAGUACAGGAUAGUAAACCAUACCACAACAAAAAUUGUAUGGCAUAACUAUCAUGUAUGUAUGUAGUGGGGAAUUGUGAUGUAGAAUGAGAACAGAAACCUAUCCCACUUACACUGAAUAAUGACAGACAACAUAAUUUGGAUGAAACAGGCCACAGCAUUUAUUGUAACGUAUGAUAAAAUACUGCAGAACACAUCCAUAAUUUAUUUUAAACAUUAUCUUUUCUUAAUAUAAAUAAAAUGUCAUACAUAAAUAACCAUAACUUAGCAUAUAACUUAACGCAUAGUGUCAUACAGUAUAACCCAACGUCCCUGCCAAUAUACCGACCAUGUGCCUAUGCAUCACAUAUUCUCACCUACCCCCUCGACCAAAAAUUCAUUUCCUUUCACUGCUUACCACCAGCCGACCUUUUCCUUGCUUGGUGGGCACGUCCAAACAGGUAACCUAAGGUUAAACCUUUAAAGCAGAGUAGGCUGAGACCUGAAACUUGACCACAUCAUUCCACAUAUUGACAUAGCCCCCAAACCAAAUUGGCAAGGACACCCCCACGGCUAGCUGCAACUACAUAACAAUGGGACGGGUGGGAGGGAAGCUGUUUUCUGGCCCGAAUCCCAAAUCCACUGAGUAAGACUAUCCCACCUCAAAUUCACACACCACAUAACCCCACCCACACAUACAUACACAACAAUCACACGCAUCCAACCCCACACUCGUACAUGUUCCCUUGUCCACUUAGCUGUGCUAUCUCCCCAGGGCUUAAUAAUUAAAUUGGCAGUCUAUAGAUGGUAAAAACCUCACACGGGAAAACAAAUAUAGUAAUAUAUUUAUUGAUUGGCAAAUAAGAAAUAAAAUACAAAUGAAUCUAUAUACACCAAAUUAUGUACAAGUUGCAAUGAAACAUAGUACACAUUCAAUUAAUCUAUUAUACACAAAAGAUAGUUCUAGCAAUAUAGGCAUUUAAUAGAUAAUAAGCAAAUUAAAUAAUGAAAAGGAGAGUAAAAUAACAAAGGGUAUAAAUAAUAUUCAAAAGAAAUGAAUAAGUGCUUUUACAAGAGACACUUUACCUAGUUUCUGUGACUGUGACAAACCACCCAACGUUUCGGCACAAGCAGCCUUUGUCAAGGAUUGAAAAUAAAUAUUCACAUCAUGUCAAAACUUUAACAACAUGAGUAAAGAAUGGGCAUGUAAAAAAAAGAAAAACAGAAAAAAGUUUGAUGCAAUCAAGAACAAGGCCAGGAGACAGCAGGAAAAGAAAAGAAGUACUAGAAGAAGGAAAAGACCAGAGUGAGAGAUGAAGUGCAUGUUGUGGAAUCUAAGGACCUCUCAGACAGACGCAAAAUGAACAAAAAACGAUUCCAAUAACACCAUCAGAGUCUACCAUGCAUAGUAACAAAUCCAAGAAGACUGCGGCCACCACCAAGUUAAAUUACUCCGUUUUUAAAUUGUUUAAUACAGGAUUAUUUAGGUCUUUAAUAUAAUUCCUCAGGUCAUGUAGGGUUUCUAACACUUACAGUGCCUUCUGAGUAUUUUAGAAAAAGUUUUAUGAAAUACUAAUAUUGACUGUAUUGGAAUUUCAUUCAAAUUCCAGUAAAAUCCAAAUAUAUUAUAAGAUAAAGUAGGAACUACUUUGUCUUAUGGUGAAGCCUGUGGUUGAGAAAUGUUGGCAAGAGGAGAAGCUUUGCUGUCAACUUUUGGCAAAUGCCAGCAACCACUGCAAGUAACGACUAUGGGAAUCGAAGGAUGUGAUCUAGAGAGAGUUUCGAAGGAUGCUCCAUAGACCUCAGUGUUGUACUCUCAGGCAUGCACAAGAGUACAGCACUGAUUUAGCUCCUCAAAAAUGAGGUGCCAAGAACUGAAGACUGUCCCCAAGAAGAAGAAGCUGUUGGUGGCCAUGAGGAACAGCUUAAUGUACGUGUAAGUACCCCUCACUGCACCCCGUGGCCUCAUCACACUAAACAGAGAGCAGAGUUUGCCACCUUUGGGGGUCUUGGACAAAAUACGCAGAGACUGCUGAAAGCGACAGAUCCACAUUAAAAAAUAACAUUAGCACCCAAUACUCUUAAGAAAUCAACAACUAAUUAAAAUGCAUUCAGUCUGCUAGAAGAAAGUUGAAUAUUCUAAAACUGGCAUAUUUUUUUCUGAUGUAGAUGUUUUUUGUCUUCAAAGUAGAUAAACUGCUUUAAGAGCUCUCAUGUUCCUAUUAAAAACACCUUUUCUUUUUCAAUAUUUUAGGCAAAAGUUGGCUGUAGCAUCAAUAAUCUUCUUGGAACACAUGUGGUAAAAACCUUAAUUAACAUAUGUAUAUGAUACUUUAAAAAUAAUUUUGAGGCAUAUGAAAAAAACGCAUUGAAUGCAGUCAUUUGUAAAUUUUACAUAAAUUCUGCUAAGCUUUCCUGAAAUUGUCUAGUAAUAUCCAGUCUUAUUCUGAAACUUGUUAUGAAUACAUCUUGAGUUUUCUAUGAUAUUUACUGUAUGUAUAUUAUUACUAUAAUUCUAAUAUAAUGUUUUAACUUCUUCAUCAUAAUUUGGUGGAAUUCAUGUCACUAUAAAGAUUAGGAGCAGUGUAUGUUUUAACCACUAAAUGGGUAAACCACUUAUCUCUGAUUGUAAUUAAAAAGGCAUUUUUUUUAUUUGUCAUUUCAUGAAAAUAGUAAAUUUUACUUUCUCUCUUUCAGACAAUUAACCUUCAAAAUGCAGAAGCUCUUGCUGACCAAGUUGCAAAUGUGUUGUUCCAAUUCAUGGUAAAUAAAAAUAAAAUUAAGACAAAUUAUAAAAAUAUAAGAAAAAUGAGCAAAAUAAAGACGGAUAUUCACUAAAGUGAUAAUUUUGGAAAUUGAAUGUGAAAUUAAUGUUAAUUUCAAAUUUCAGGCCAAAGUAGCUGAAGUAGAAGCAUAGUUGAGAAUUUACAUAAUUCACCUAUUUAGGCUUUAACUGUCAAACCUGCGAGUUAGCCACAAUGCAAUAAUUAAAAUUAUAAAAACCAAAACAAAUCAUAAUAAUUACAAAAAAAAGAAUAAAACACAACAUUAACCAUCUUGUUUUACAUUUAGCAAACCAUCUUGUUGAAAGUUACCAAAAUUUUGGUAAGUAGACUUAUUAUUAUUAUUUUAAUCUAGUAUGUUUCCAUCAUUAUUUUUUCAUUGUUAAUCCCCAUAUCAUUUGACACUCACAUUUCAAGUGUCUUUUUUUAAAUUUAUUUUAGCAUUUAACCUUAUUAGUAAUGGGCGGCUUAGCAUCUAGCAUUUACAGCAUUUUUAUGCAAAAUGCUUAGCAAGAUGUCUUGUACGUUAAAAUGAAGAAUUAAGAAGAAAAAAAGGUGGCAGGAGCAUUUAAGGUUUCUGGUUUUCAAAGCUAUCUGCAAAUGAUGCUUAUAAUUCAUAUCUCAAUGUACACAAUAAGUCACCAUACUUUAAUUCUUGUUGUAUUGAGAAGACCCCCUUCAACAUUUUAGUUCCCACUGGCUGUUUUACAGUGGUCACCACUGAUGUUUUGUUAUCCAACAUUGCUGCAUGCCAUUGACUCCUUAAUAUUUUGACAUUGAUGUUGCAAUAAUUUAGCCACUCGGAGUAAAAUAACAGACAAGAAGUAGAGGCUAGCAACAGAAUAUGUACAAGAACACCAGGUCCUGUGAUGAACGUGUCCAAGAAGAGCCCCUACACAAUUCUUGGGAUACAAAAAGAAAAAUAAUGUUGCCAAAAACACAAGGAUAGUCUUACACAGGCAAUUCUUUAAGAUUAAUCAGUGGUGCAAACAUUGUAUCAAGAUAAUUACCUGCAACAAUUGGUGGGGUAACAAGACAAGAAAUUGCCAGAAAUAAUAAAAAGGCAGUGAAUGUUAGAAUUGGUACUAAGUAGAUACCAUGAGCUACAAGAGAGUGAUUUGUCUUAUAGCGCCCAUGUUAUAUUUGCCAUCACUAGGCAGGUGCUACAACACUGGUAAGAGGUAGGUAUCUGAAUUUACAUCCCAGAAGACUCUGACUAGGUUUGUUAUCAAUUUUAUUUUAAAUAAGUGGAAAGUAAGAAUUGUCUGGGAUAUUUAUAAUGUUUUAAGACAGAAUGUGUGGGAUUGUUCCAGAGUGAAUAGCAGAACAAUAGUAGAACACUCCUAUUGACUUCCCUUUAUCUGCAGUUCAUAGAACCGAAAAAAUGAAAACAUUAUUUUAAUAUACAGUCAACAGCUAAUUGUCUCUUUGUCUGUCUGCUUUCCUUUAACUAUUAGUACAUGAUAGGCUAAAAAAAAAAUACAUAUUUUUGUUCCCAUUUAGGAUGACAUUCCCUUCAUGGGAGACAUCUUGGUAAGAGAAUUGCAUUGUUCUUACUUAUUUAUGUAUAAUAACUCUCAUAUCCGGACCAUGACUAACCUUUUAUUUAAAAUGUCUCUAAAUAAAUACAAUAUGAAUUCUGGCAAUAUGUAUUAAAAUGUGCGUGCAUACAGUUAAUGUUAAUGUAACAAUUAACGUGUACAAUAUUUAAUGUUUUACAUUAAUAGAAUGACAAAUCUCUGAUUAACAACAUCAGAAUUCUUGGAUGUGAAGCUUUGGUAAGUAAAAAAUAUAUUUCCAUAAUGCUUUAGCAUACACCACAGUUGGAGGUGAUUCAUUCAAAUCAAUUAAUGGUUAAUUUCAUCAAGGCACAGUGCAAGGUUAAAAAGGCACCCAAAAACUUUAUUGAAUUUGUUUAAAAUACUAAACUGUAUCUAUAAAUUAUAUUUAUUUAACAGAAAUCAAACUGUACAGCUCUUUUUUUUAAACAGCUCUUACCAAAACCUUUAAUACCCUUACACUCAACAAUUAUUAUUAUAUCUCUAAGUAUUUAUAAACUUCCAACUUAUUCACCAUUCUGUUCAACUAUAGGUAUAUAUAUAUAUAUUCAGUAUAAUGUAGACAUACCAGUACAGAUGGUACAGUAGACCCUGACCUUUAACUCAGCAUCUAGCAUUUACACACUACUUACCAGAGGAGUAACUAGAAACCAUUGAGCCCCAUUGCAAAAUAUUGCCAUGAACUCCCCAUUUGUUUCAUUUACUCGCCCCCAGACCCUCCAUGUGUCUCAUUUCUCCCCAAAGUCCCUCCAUGUGUCUCAUUUCUCCCCAAAGUCCCUCCAUGUGUCUCAUUUCCCCCAUCCCCUCCAUGUGUCCAUAUACUCCCCUCAGCCCACCCAUAUGUUCCAUUCCCUCUCCUAGCCCCUUCAUGUGUCCCAUUCCAGCCCCUACAUGUGUAUCAUUACCUCUACCCUCAGCCCCUUAAUGUAUUUUCCCCCUUCCCCUCAUGUACCUGCUCGCCACGGUACUCGGUCUCAAAGGAAGUGCUCUUUCAGUGAGCACUUCCUGUGAGACUGCUCGGCCAUGCUACAUACAGCUGUACAGCCAUUCAGUGUGCAACAGAAUGCAAGAGAAUACGGAGAACAGACCAAAGCUCAAGUAGCCUGCACUUCUCUGGGUCCCCAUUUAGAUCUCAAACUGGUUUUAGCUCCUCUUGUGCCAUUACAAAAAGAACCAUGGCCAUUUCCACAUCAGACUGAUCCCACCCAAAAGGGUGGUCCAAAUCCAAAAUGCAGGCCAGCUCUCUCUGUACGAGAAAAACAACAACCCCAGAUGAUCGUUUCAACCUUGUUAGGAAUCAUCAGUGAGGUAUAGCCGAUAUCCCUCUAGACACCGUGAGCAAGUGGUCCACAUCUGGAUUAUUCUUUAAACUUAAGGAGAGCAAAUAACAGGGUACAAGAGAAUACUAAGAACUAUUGCAAAGUACAUGUACAUUACAACAGUUAAGGUCCUCUGCCAGAUAAUAUAUUUAAAUGCAAAUAGAUUAUUUUUUUUCCCAUUAAUUACAACUUCUCUGUUGUAUAAAAUGUCUGAUGUUUUGUGUUUCUUUUCUUACACUUUUUUACCUACAGGCUGAUGUUAUCGCAAAUGUGGACAAAGUUCUGGUAUGA
Pelobates cultripes (western spadefoot toad) is the source of this 9043-nucleotide messenger RNA. The record is from the annotation of a GenBank genome assembly. Lineage: Eukaryota; Metazoa; Chordata; Amphibia; Anura; Pelobatidae.